Molecule: messenger RNA, 990 nt
Organism: Maudiozyma saulgeensis
Lineage: Eukaryota; Fungi; Ascomycota; Saccharomycetes; Saccharomycetales; Saccharomycetaceae
Source: the annotation of a GenBank genome assembly
AUGAACAGAGAUGAGAGAAUACUAUACCGACAAAGAGGUUCCAAUUUAAGAAGGACGAUAGAUGAGGAUAAUGUAUUAGUGAUCCGAACGCCUAUGAAACUGACAGACACUCCCGAUGAUAUACCUACAGGCAGCAUACAUCGGGACAAUUCUACUGGUGAACCUACAAUGAAACGUCCCCGUAGUGAUUCAAUACCCAUGAUGAUGAUGGAUCCCAUGGAUAUGCCGCCACAAGAAAUAGAGGAACAAUUACCACUAAUUGAGGACUACAAUCAUCAGCAACAAAAUAAUAAUGAAUUUCAUAUAAAUUUAACUAAUGAUAACAUUGGACAAACCAUGGCAACGUCACGAUUAGCUCCAAGAAGUAAAUUUCAACGAAAUAUAAUUAAUAAUAAGAGAACGUCAUUAAAUAAUGGAGAUGAUAAACGAUUAAUUAUAUCUGAUCAAACUCUAAAGGGAAUCGAUACGUUACAAAGCUUAAUUCAAUUUUUAUUUCGAGAUAAUUUAAUGAAGAAAGCACGUUCAGAUUUUGAGAAAGAUGAGUAUAAUGAAGUUCGUCGAAUGAUGUAUAAACUAGAUCUUAAAAUAUUCGAUAAGAUAUUGAAUGGUAUGAAUAACGAUUUAAGUGAUAUUAAAGAUAUUAAUUCUGCAAAUAAUCAAUUAAUCAAUGAACUAAGACGUGCUAAGAGACGUAAAGAGAAUUUAAAUUUAGAAUUAAUUAAGAUUAAGACUCAAAUCACUGAAAUAAUGACAAAUGAAGAGUAUUGGCUAAAAAAUAAACAAGAACAAAUAAAACUUAAUGAAAGAUUGCAAUUAAAUAAAGACCUAAAGCAACUUUCCGAAAACCUUCAAACCAAACCAUCAAAACUUCACACAAAAUUGCCUUCUCACGAUAAAUUAGAUACCGUGAUCAAGUUAUUAGAUCCGCAACAAGGUAUACUUCCAAGACUCGAAGAAAUAAACGACAGGUUAAGAGAACAACUUAAAUAA